Molecule: messenger RNA, 960 nt
Organism: Closterium sp. Naga37s-1
Lineage: Eukaryota; Viridiplantae; Streptophyta; Zygnematophyceae; Desmidiales; Closteriaceae
Source: the annotation of a GenBank genome assembly
AUGGAGGUGCGAGUAGUGCAGUCAGCGGCCACCACCGCCAAACCCGCCGAAUCUAUCGCCACCUCCUCGUCUGAUGCGCGACCGACUUGCACGCAGCUCGCGGCGAUCACGCCGCCCGAAGCGGCGGCCCUCGUGCCCAAGGAGGACUUUUCGGACAUUGAAGAGACGCGCUUCUGGGAGGACGAGGGCGAGGACGUGGAGGGGCGCAUCGUCGUGCGAAUCGUCGGCAAAUACCUCCCAGCCCACGUCUUCCCCACAGACCACGUGGAGCGCUACAUUCAUUAUAAGCUACACGAGAUCUUCUCAUUGGCCGGCCCCGACCGCCACGUCAGCAUCCUGUACAUCCACACGGAGUGCGAAUCCCUCAACGACAACCCUCUCCUCGCCUUCCGAGACAUCUUCCAAGGCCUCCCUCCGAACCUGCAGCAGAGGGUCGGCGCGGUGUACAUCCUACACCCGAGCCUGACUCUCAGGCUCGGGCUCUGGUUGCUGUCCCCAUGGCUGAGUGACAGUUCCUAUGGGAGCACAUACAGUACGGGAGGAGCAGGUGUUCCUGCCUCAGUUCUGCCUCCCGGCAUGCCCUCUCAAGCUGCACCCACAUCUCCAUCCCUCCUUCCCACCACCCCCAGCCUGUAUUCCCGCAUGGUUUGUGUGAGCCGGGUGGAGUUCCUAUGGGAGCACAUACAGGAAGACCAGGUAGACCUGCCCCAGUUCUGCCUGCCUAAAUUCCUCCUUCCCCGCUCUCCCACCACCACCACCCCCCUCCCCUCCAGCCUGUAUUCCCGAGUGGCAUUUGUGAGCCGGGUGGAGUUCCUAUGGGAGCACAUACGGGAAGACCAGGUAGACCUGCCUGAUUUUUGCAUGGCGCACGAUGGCAAGCUGGAGGCGCACCCGCUGCUGGACUAUGGCUUCCAGCUCGAUAGAGUAGCGGCCGGGCAGCACCUGCCCGUGGGGCUCUAG